This is a messenger RNA of Racocetra fulgida, 214 nucleotides long. NCBI's taxonomy places the organism in Eukaryota, Fungi, Glomeromycota, Glomeromycetes, Diversisporales, Gigasporaceae. The record is from the annotation of a GenBank genome assembly.
CUUAUUCACAGAUGAAGAAUUAGUCACAGAUGAAGACUUAGUCACUGAUGAAGAUCUAAUUGCCGAAGGAAGUUUGGUCACUAACAGAGGGUUAGUUACAGAUAAAGCAUUAGCUACUAAUGAAGGGUUAGUUACAGAUAGAGUAUUGGCUACUAAUAAAGGUAAUAGUAUCAGGCAUGGUUAUUAUCGUAGUGAGAGAAGAAAUCCUAAUAAU